UGCCUCCAAAAACUCUUUGCUCUAGCAUCUGUUAUAAUAAAUAGCCUGUUGUAUUCCGGCUAAACGUAUUAAUGUCUUUUGUUCACAACAGUUUCCUCUGACUUUUGUUUUGAGAUAUAACAAUUAUUCAGUGAUGGAUUUUUAAUGUGAGCGUGUUGUAAUGUACUUAAAUGAAUAUAUUACUAAAAUACACAUAUUGUUACUUAGUUUGUGAAAUAAGUAAAAUGUAACAUAAUUAUUUUAAAAAUAGCCUGCCAAUUACUUUAUGUUAUAUUAAGAUAUAUAUUGGAACAAUGAAGAGAACUGUGACUACGAAAUAGAGUGAAUUGUGUCUGAUAUGAAAUUGAGAUUAAUAUUCUUUUCGGAUAUGAUAAGAUUUUGAAAUGUCUUGGAUUAAGAACAGAUUGAAAUACAUUCAACACGUGGCGUUUUUGGUUCUCCUGACAUUUCUGGAAGCAGAUUCGAGGGAAAGUUUCUACCGCCAUUAUCCAUCAUCUAUUCCUAGUUUUCUGCCAGUACCUACAAAUAUAACCGUCCAUGAGGGGGAAACUGCUCGGCUACGAUGUCGAAUCACCAAUCUUGGACCUAAAAUGGUCGUGUGGAGAAAAGCAAAUGACGAGUCUCCACUGACCUUGGGGAAAAUGUCAUUUACGCCCAAUAAGAACAUCAAGAUACAAACAGAGUCAAUCGAAGACGCUGAUGGUGAAGAGGACAGAUAUGACCUUAUCAUAAAAGAUGUUCAACAAGAACAGGCGGGUACAUACGAGUGCCGAGUUAGUGCAAUGGAAAAUUACACACAAAAUAUAACGUUGCAUGUAUUAGAUCCAGUUGAAUAUAAACCAGAGUUACGAUUGCAGGGCACGAAGUACGUUAGUCUAAUGGAAAACGUUCAUCUUAUAUGUAAUGCUACAGGAUCAUCAACAGCUCCGGAUGGUGUUGAUUGGUUCUUUAAUGGUGAUCCAAUUAAUGAAAUGAACCCUCGAUGGCAUGGACGGUUAUAUGAAAUAAACAAAAAACCUUUACCAGGGCGGUCUUUAAUAAGUGAAAUCAUAAUUGAAAAAGCCACGAUGGAGGACAGAGGACAUUAUGUCUGCCGACUAACAAAAGUAUUAGCGGAAGGUUUUAAAGUGCACGUUUUAAAUGAUAGAAAAAAUCACAAGGAACCUAAACGGGAUAUGAAGGAUGAUAAAUCAGAAACUUCACUUUUUUCAAAAGACAGCAACAGUGGUUCAUCACGGUGGAAUUACAUACAAGUUUCAUGUAUCACUACUUUCUGUUACUUUAUCACAUACAUCAUACAUCGGUGAAACAAUACAGAUCAAUGUUUUUGAACAAUCAUCCAUUAAUAUACAUGUAUGAUAACUCUCAUGAAACAGAUACUUGUCUUACAUUGACGAGCACAUGAACAAACAACGUGCUAAAAUAAGCUUAUAAAUGUUUCACAUUCAAGCCUAUCUUUCACAGGGUAUGUGUGAUUGGUCUUGGGAAAAUGACAUUUUUGCACUGCGCUGACAAAAUAGCAAAAAUUAGCAGAAAUUGAUAAAAGUAGUAGAGGGUGAUCUAGUACCGAUUGAUGGACAGUGCCUAAAACAUUUAACAUAUAUUACAUGGUUCCAUACGCAAAAUUAAAUGAAUAUCUUUGAAAAGAAUGUUUGCUGUUGCAAUAUGAAAUGGUUGUUGAUACACAAAAGUAUUCUAUCACGAAUUGAUUGGUCAAAAUAUCACUAUGAUUGAGACAUUCAAAUCCUCCGGUCAUCUCUGUUUUACGGAUCAGAAAUGGUAGCAGAAAACAACUCUGUAUGUCACUAAACACUAAAAGAGCUCGAGUUUAGCAGAAAGCAAAAAAUUGAAAAUAAGUGACUAAACAGAGCUCAUGUUUUCCAUUUUAGAUAACAUUAAGUGUUAUAUUAAACAAUAACUUGACAAUGAUUGUUGAUUAAACUAAACUACUAUUGAUUUGUAGUGGAGAACAUCGCCUUUUCUUUUCAUAAGUGUGUAAAUAGUGUAAAUAUUCAGUAUUGGACCAAAUGUAUGUUAGUAUUUCAACAAUCAAAUACAGGUGUAUUAUAUUAUUUUGAUGUUAUUUAUAACUGUCAUAUAUGUAUGUAUAUCAUGUCGUCAAUUGUUUGCUUGCUCAGUGGCGUCUCAAUUUUAAUUGCAGCAAUCAUUACAAAAUUGUUCAUCAUUCUUUGCGCUGUCUUUGAAGCUUUUUGAGUAUAUCAGUGACGUAUAAUGCAAUGGGACUCUUCAUUAAAUCGAACACAUAAUCCUGUUCGGAACUCCUAUCUGUGUUUUACACAUGUGUUUGCACUUACUUGGUUUCAUAACAUUUUUAAUCUUAUUUUUUCCUGUCUUCAGAUUAUGAUUGAAAUAUAUAAGAAGUCGAAUUAAAUUGUUCUGUUUUUAUCCAGUGAAUUUUAUAAAUAAAUUUUCUUAUCAAUUUAAGAGCAAUAAGUAAAAGUUAUAGUUUUACCCUUACAUGUAAUAAGUUUUUUUUAUUUGUGUGAUUGAUAUCAACACGUUUUGCUAUACACAGUCAACAUGAAUAUUUAUACCUUCAUUUCUUAACUUAUAUAUAAGGUAAUGAUUUUCAAUGUUUCAUUUGUAAAUUAUAAUGUAUUUUCUUCCACAACAUGAAACGGAUAUAUUUCAUUGCGUUGUUGUUCCAUUAAAAGCUAAAAAUGUGUAGAUAAUAUGUCAGUAUAUGUUGAGUCAUAAAUAAGUAUGUCCACUUAGUCUAAAUAAAUCAUAUUUUCGUUAUUAAAGGGAUGUACAGUUACAUUUUAAACUUUACACAUAUGACUGGCAUGGAAUGAGUUCCAUCUUUGUAAUGUAUAUGUUUCGUUUCGUUACCUUAGAUAUUUGUUAUUGUUUCUCAAUUUUGUUCAGUAAGAAAAGUCUCUUUAUAUAUGAAUAGUUCAGAAAAAAACUGUUUGAUUUUCAGUGCAAGUUAUUUUUUACAUACAUAAUACAAUUUUAGAGUUUCAUAUUUACUAAUUGGCGUUUUUCUCUCUAGUUC
Molecule: messenger RNA, 3019 nt
Organism: Ruditapes philippinarum (Manila clam)
Lineage: Eukaryota; Metazoa; Mollusca; Bivalvia; Venerida; Veneridae
Product: zwei Ig domain protein zig-8-like
Exons: 7
Coding region: 384-1307 (307 amino acids)
Biological process (GO): synapse organization
Cellular component (GO): neuron projection membrane
Source: RefSeq, a predicted model, not a curated record